UCUGUCCCUCGACCUCAGGUACGAUCUCGCUGCCACGCCGCUGAAGUUAGCUACAACCCGCUGGAGUUUAGUUAAGCUAGUUGGAUAAAAACCUCAUUUCAAAGGUCCAAGGCUUUCCAUCAUGUUCCCUGGGUUCAGUGGGUGAGAGCAGAUGAGUCAUGCUCACCUCCAGUGAAGUUGAAGAUGAGGUGGAUCAUUCAUUUUUCGACAGUGAUGCUGACGACGGUAGCGUCAGUAGAGAAGGACGUGAAACGACGGAGAUUGCACCAGUGAAAGAGAAGCUUCCAGCAAAACAGACUGAAAAAGCAAAUAGUGGUUUGUCCCAGAGGACCUAUGGGACAAAAAAACACCGGCAGAAAGUUAACAGCAACGGAAGCAGUGGGGAAAGUAAAAAGAACAGCUCUCUGUCAAAGGAGGAAAGUAAGCGAAGGGUUUCUAACCUAUCACCUGCAGCCUCUAUGUCAGAUAAAGGCAUCAGCAGUGACAGCAGUGAUGGUGAGGAAGAUUACAAGGUGCUCUCUAAAAGACCCACUAAGACAUCCAUGGCUUUGUUGGAUGAGGUAAAUGAGAGGGACAUAUACAACCAGAGUCCAGAUGAGACUGAAGAAGAGGCGGGGUCCACGUCCAAACACUCGAAAUGGAGAGAUACACAAGCUUCUAAAAAACCGACAAGAAAAUUGCGCAGCCAAAUUCCAUCCUCCUCUUCAACCGAGGACUCCGAAAGCAGCUCUAGCUGUAGUUGUAGAAGGUCCCCCAUCCCUCACAAACCCAAGAAGUCCUCUUUAUCCCCUCGAGAGGGACGGUCCACACAGGGUGGGGCAGGAUCUCAGGACAUGACCACCAGCUGUACAGAGGAGUCGGACGACACAGUGACAAAUGUGAGCCCCCUCUCCUCUCCUGACAUCACCCCCCUGCAGUCGCUGAACCUGAACCACACAGAGGCAGAGGAGCGAAGCCCGACAGAGCCGCAGCAGGAGAGUGUGCCCUCCAGUGGCCUCAGCGAGACACCUCAGUACGAGGACUCAGAGUGCUCCUUCAUUUCAGAUAGUCAACUUGGAGGUGGACCGGCCGCCUCUUAUCCUGGACGGAAAAACCGGAAGAACUUCUCAUUCAACAACAACGAUGUCCAGCGCAUAGAUCAGGAGAACCAGCGACUGUUCCGGGUGCUGUCGCGCCUUUCUGCAGAGCCCGGACCAGAGAGUGCGGCGAAGAAGAAAACCAAGAGAGCCGGCCACUCGCCUGCCAUGCACGUUCAUCACAGCGCAGUUAACAGGCGUCGGGACCAGAAACGCAUCGAGACAGAGAAUCUGGCUUUCCUGAAGCGACUGGAGUCUGCCAAGCCUUCAUAUGGUAUGAAGCGCUCCGAGCAGGAGAAGGAUUACCAGCGACUAGCAUCAUAUUAUGGAGGUCCUGUCUACCCACUGUCUCGGAAAGAUAGGUCCUCCUUCGAAUUAAACUCAGUGGGUCCCAGGUCUGCUAGUUCCACCAGACACAGCUCCAGAGCAGUUUCCACCACCACAGACUCCGGCAGCACGCCUGCACCCACGUCACAAAAACGCUGCAGCUACUCAAGCCGUUUUCAGACAUGAACUCCAGAGUUAUUCCUUUGACAUACGAAGAACACAGCGGGAGUUUCCCAGGUCUCUGGAUCAUCCUCGUCGUCGGUGUCUUCCUUGUGUACUGCAUUGCUUUUUCAUAUUGAGAUAUUAGAUUUUUUGUGUGUUUUUUGUCGGCUUUGCGUCGAUGGAGGUUAGCAGCAUCACCAAUGUGCCCACUCGCUCGCCGUGAAUCAUCCAGAGAACCUCCGGCUGUUCUCUCUCUCACUGGAAUAUUAUCUGGCCUAGGUUGGCGGUUCAAUCCUCACUCUUCCCCAUCUGCAUGCCAAAGUGUCCUUGGGCAAGAUCCUGAACCCCUAAAUGGCCCCUCAUAGAUGUUGAAUGGACUAAUUGUAAGUCGCUUCGGAUAAAGGCGACUGCCAAAUGACAUGUAAUGUAGUGUCAUUUUCCUUGGGGCCGCCAGGAGAAACAGCCCCUUGUGUUUGAACGCAGUUUAAGAAGCACGUUGCUGUAGACCUUGUAUCAAGUUUACUUUUAUGAAGAAGUUGGAAUUAUGUUCUACUCUUUGAUGCUGACGUAUAGCAAACAAUGCUCUCUAAUUAUGCACUCCAAUAGUUCAACUGUGGCUUCUCAUUACUCUUAAGAUCGCUGGGUGCAUUUCUGUAGAGAAUAUUGCCUUUACAUCAACUGCUACUAUAAAUUAUGCAUUACAAAAAUAACAAAAAUUAAUUUAUUAUAUCCGUAAGUGACAUUUUGGUUUAUUUCUGCAAUUUCUCACAAUUGUCAAAAUUCUGAUGUGCUAUAGAAUUAUAAACAAAAUUACAAGGAUAUAGGGAAGUUAAUAUUUGUUGUUAUUAAUAUAUUGAUACUUGAAUAAAAAGGCUGCUCGUUCCAUUAAUAAGAAGUGUGUUAUUUACAUCUUGGAGAACAGUUGAUCUUAAGUAAUUGUCUAACAUUCUCGUGACCAAUUGCCAUAAAACGAAAGAGGAUUUUUAAUGAAUUCUUGUUUAGAACAGAUUGUUAGAAGUGAAAAUCCAGGCGCAGGCUUCAUCUUUCAGUUUAAAGAGGGUUUCAUGAUCUUGAUACAGAUAUUUUAACUAUUGGGUUUACACUGACUGUAGUAACACCAUCUAGACCCACAGUAUAUGACUAGAAUCCCAAAUCUAAGAAAGAGGGCUACACAUAUUGUAUAUUGCAAAGGAUUUUUGAUAAAUGUACCUUUUAAAUUGCAUUAAAAAAAACAGCCUAAUAUUGUAUAUGGUAUAUCUAUAUUUAUCUUACUCAUUCUAGAUUAUUUUUCAAUGUUACUUGUAUGUCUUGAUACAUUUUCCCCUUGUGCUGCCACUAAGAGCUGCUGUGACUUUUGAAUAGAACAGAGCCAUCAUUAAUGUGUUUUACUGUGACAAGUCCAUUUAACAGCAGAUGACGUGUUGGGCGUGACAAUAGAACAUGUGUUGGAAAAAAA
This is a messenger RNA of Pleuronectes platessa (European plaice), 3021 nucleotides long. RefSeq names its product cilia and flagella associated protein 97 (gene cfap97). Lineage: Eukaryota; Metazoa; Chordata; Actinopteri; Pleuronectiformes; Pleuronectidae. The transcript has 5 exons. Gene Ontology annotation, biological process: spermatogenesis. The record is from RefSeq and is a predicted model, not a curated record. Bases 159 to 1589 code for a protein of 476 amino acids.